Chaetomium strumarium is the source of this 3009-nucleotide messenger RNA. RefSeq lists its product as uncharacterized. Lineage: Eukaryota; Fungi; Ascomycota; Sordariomycetes; Sordariales; Chaetomiaceae. The coding region runs from base 250 to 2907 and encodes 885 amino acids. The transcript is spliced from 2 exons. Gene Ontology annotation, molecular function: zinc ion binding. The record is from RefSeq and is a predicted model, not a curated record. Gene Ontology annotation, biological process: silent mating-type cassette heterochromatin formation; regulation of transcription by RNA polymerase II; rDNA heterochromatin formation.
CAACGCGGACGCGCCUCAACAAGGAUGGGUUGCGACCCUCACCACCCACCACCAGCCAGCGGUGUAACAAAUAUAUACUCAGCCCACCCAACUCCGUCCACUCCAUCCCACCCCUCUCUUCUUUCCGACUGCCGCAGAUUUAGCGUCAACUGACACAUCUUUCGCUCGUUUGUCUCACUACCGCAGACUCCUACUCAUUGCGAAUAACCCUUACUUCAAUCCUUUCUCUGCAACAAACACAAACUCACAAUGACUUCACCGAACAAUACACAAUCAAAAUCCACUCCGCACCUAAUCGCCGGCCAGCCAUCGGGCGGUGCCGAAUUGAGCCUGCAGCCAUGGGCCAUGGGCUUGAAGGUAGCAUAUACGUUCGACCCGGACAACCAGGUGCAACGCCUGGCCCGAUGGCCCCACACGCUCCAGAUCCAAACAGUACCAUUGGAUCAACAGACAACAAUCGGCCUGAUAGAUCUCCGAACAUGCCUGCAAGCCGUUGUCGAGAGCAGCCCCGAGCUUCUCGACCAACAGAACGACUACAGCGUGUACUCGGCAGACUACUCCGAGCCCAACGUGCCGCUAGUUGGGCAAGGCAGGCUAUCUUCUGCGCUGGACUCGCAGCGUGAACCUCGAGAACAAAUGAUCACAGGAUACGUCACACGGAACCUCUUGGGAGCCCUACUAAAUCACGGAUGCCAGUAUACACUGGAGGUAAACCUGAGGUUUACCGCUAUUGCGAGGCAAGUCCGGCGUACAGAUGAUCCCAGCACGGUUGCUGUGGAUGGAACGAGGUCACGACAGCCAACCGGUAGACCCAGAGGACGGCCACGGAAAACCCCCCGAGGAAAUGGGGACACAUCGGCUGCGGAAGAAGCCACCGAUGGCGACGAAGGACCGCAACGGAAGAGGGCCAAAGUCGUCAGAACGGAGUACCCUUCGAUCGUGCCUUUCGGCGCUGUUCCGGGUUCACUGCGGGUCGCCGCAAGCACCUCGGGCUCCCUGCGGACGAUGAGGCCGGUUGGUGAUGGGGGUGGUGUUUCCGCUGCCACCAGCCACCUACAGAACGUCCCAAGGGCACCUACACCGAUCCCUACUGGGCCCCUAAUGCAGCAGCACCCGAGAGAGAGGGUGAUCUCGAAUUUAGCUAGGUCCGAGUCCAUGGCAAACACGCCGUCACCAGACAACUGGUAUUCCGCGGGAGGCAGCGCGGCCGAUCUUCUUUCAUCGCCGUCUGCCUCCAUGCGGUCUACACCACCAGCCCUGAGUCCCGAACUCCAGAUCGACUCGGGCUUUAUGAGCGGCGGCGUCGAAGAUUUCUUCGACGCGAACCUGUUGCAUACCCUGCAACAGCGCCAGUCACAGGACCAGACGCUGCCACAGCAGCAAAACUUCCGCUUCCAACACGAAAUCCCGGGGCCCCCCGAGCUGCUGCCGUCUAACAGCUUGUUCAACCCCGCCGGAAAGGCCAGGGCGUUGAAUCGACAGACCGCUACCGCCUCGGCCCAGUCUGCCCCAGAAACGUCCAUGGGGUUGACCAGCUCCCUACCGCCUUCGAGACACGCCGCAGAAGGCGGCUUCACCGGCAUUCCCCAGCGAGCGGGGAGUCCAGCGUCCGUCAGGUCAAUGCCCGUGCCGGAGCGGCCCCGGCCGGAGACAGUUUUGCCGACACAGCCGGCGUCGAGACCCGGUUCAAGGCAUCUCCACGCCGUAGACGUUCCUGCCCCGGCCGCCCCAGCCCCGGCCGCCCCAGCCUCGGCUGACCCGGCAAGUGAGCCCGUUGCCCACACCGCAACCCCGGUAUUAUCGUUGCCGCGCGCAGUCACAUCGGAGGCGCCUUGCCCGUCCAGCGACGUUGAGGCCCCGCGGCACAGCAAAAAUUACAUAAAGAAGAUGUCGAUCAAAGAGCGGCUUGAGAUGGCCGUCGAAAAAGGAGAAAUGCCGCAGUUCUGCGCCAACUGCGGCGCCAUCCAAACGCCGACCUGGCGCAAGAUAUGGAGCAGGCACUUCCAGGGCCGACCGGAAGUUCUUGAGAAUGAGCCAGGAGGCUUGAUCAUGAUUGAGGUGUUGGCGAAGGACGCAGAAGGUCUUCCUUCUGCGUACCGAAUGGUCAAGAAAAACCUCGGUCCAUUGGACGAGAAAAGCCAAUGGACUCCGAGUUUAUUGUGCAACCCUUGUGGCAUCUGGCUACAAAAGUUCAAGUCCCAUCGGCCACCAGAUAGGUGGGAGAAGGACGCCGAGCGGCUCAACGCGCCGCGCCAAAAGCGGGGUUCCAAAGUCAACAAGAACUCGCGUUCAAAAAAGACGCGCACGAAAAAUGAGGCCCGAGCAAAUCCUACGUCGGAGGCGUAUUUCACCACCGACCCGGUCGGCCCGGCGUACGAGGACUCCCCGAAGGUUGUCGGUGGCGGCGGCGUGCGACGGGGCAGUGGGACUGCGGACAGCCCCAUCGCAGUUGAGGAGGACGAUUUGGGCAGCACCAGGCGGUUGCUCUUCUCGUCGCCCAGGAGGGAUGGGGCGCAGAAGGUCUUUGGGGAGCUGCAUCCAAACACGGUCCAAGCGGGCACCAACGCCCCGGAGGUCAAGUCCGCGGCGGCAGCAGAAGAGAGCGAUCCGCGCCAGGAGCGCCCCGGUACUCCGGUAGACGACGACCUGGCCCACGAGCUCUUCGGCACCCCGCCGAAGCCCCCGUCUACGCCUCCGCCGGUGGCAUCCGGGCCUUUUAAGACGCCCACUAGGCGGACGCCGCCCAGCCAUCGGCCGAUUACCAGGAGCAUUUCUCGGUCGGCCCGGUCUGUUAGGCACAUCCCGAGAUCGCCCGACCAGCAGCAAAUCCCGACGGAGUUGGGCUUGAUAUCACCGUUUAACACCGAGCUUUUGACGUUGCUGGAGCAACCGGAAUCGUGGUACUGAGACUUUUCUUUUCUUUCGGUGUUCUAAUGGCAUUUUGGGACAGGUUUUGUACUCGUUUCAGCGAGCAUAUUGUGUUUGGUUCUAGAAUUGAGUGUAUUUAGG